AGCAACAGGGAGGACAGGAUGGAGGAGAUACGGGACUGAUGGUGCUGGUCCCCUGACCUCCGAGAAUGGGUGCUCCGGCCUGCUGGGAACAGGACUUCUAAAACGACAAAUAUGUCUGGGAGGCUGUGGUCCAAGGCCAUUUUUGCUGGCUAUAAGCGGGGUCUACGGAACCAGAGGGAGCACACAGCUCUCCUGAAAAUUGAAGGUGUAUAUGCUCGAGAUGAAACUGAAUUCUAUCUAGGCAAGAGAUGUGCUUACGUGUACAAAGCAAAGAACAACACAGUAACUCCUGGUGGAAAACCUAACAAAACCAGAGUAAUCUGGGGAAAGGUAACUCGUGCUCAUGGAAACAGUGGCAUGGUUCGUGCCAAAUUCCGAAGCAACCUUCCUGCCAAGGCCAUUGGACACAGAAUCCGUGUGAUGCUGUACCCUUCAAGGAUUUAAACUUAUUGAAAAGUAAAUAAAUAAAAGUGUGGAUUUGU
Balaenoptera ricei (Rice's whale) is the source of this 482-nucleotide messenger RNA. RefSeq names its product ribosomal protein L35a (gene RPL35A). Lineage: Eukaryota; Metazoa; Chordata; Mammalia; Artiodactyla; Balaenopteridae. The record is from RefSeq and is a predicted model, not a curated record. The transcript is spliced from 5 exons. Gene Ontology annotation, molecular function: structural constituent of ribosome. Gene Ontology annotation, cellular component: ribosome; cytosolic large ribosomal subunit. The coding region runs from base 112 to 444 and encodes 110 amino acids. Gene Ontology annotation, biological process: ribosomal large subunit biogenesis; cytoplasmic translation.